UAUCGUCCUAGGUAGGAUGGACCAGCCCCCCUUGCCUCUGCCCUCAUGUCCAAUAAGAAGAGACCCAGCUUGACACCUGCCUAUAUACAGAGCGAGAGCUAAAUCUUCCACACUGAUCCCCGGGACAUAUAUAUUAUAUACAUAUAUAAUAUAUAUACACGUAUACACACUUGCCUCUCUCUAUAUAUGAGAGCAAGAGAAACUCCAAGGCAAGGAAAAAGGGGUGUGUGCUAGGAACCUUAAGACCAUGACUUCUAGUAAAAUUGAGAUGCCUGGAGAGGUGAAGGCAGACCCCACCGCACUGAUGGCAUCACUGCACCUUUUACCUUCGCCCACACUCAACCUUGAGAUCAAAUAUACCAAGAUUUUCAUCAACAAUGAAUGGCAGAACUCAGAAAGUGGGCGCGUAUUUCCAGUCUACAAUCCAGCCACCGGGGAGCAGUUGUGUGAAGUUCAAGAAGCAGAUAAGGCUGACAUUGACAAAGCCGUGAGAGCAGCACGCCUGGCUUUUUCUCUGGGUUCCGUGUGGAGACGAAUGGAUGCUUCGGAGCGAGGGCGUCUCCUGGACAAGCUAGCAGACUUGGUGGAAAGAGACAGGGCAGUUCUUUCAACCAUGGAAUCAUUAAAUGGUGGUAAACCAUUCCUCCAAGCUUUUUAUGUGGAUUUGCAGGGUGUCAUCAAAACCCUCCGAUAUUAUGCAGGCUGGGCAGAUAAGAUUCAUGGGAUGACCAUUCCUGUAGAUGGAGAUUAUUUCACAUUUACAAGACACGAACCCAUUGGAGUGUGUGGACAGAUCAUCCCGUGGAACUUUCCCCUGCUGAUGUUCGCUUGGAAAAUUGCUCCAGCUCUGUGCUGUGGCAAUACAGUAGUCAUUAAGCCUGCGGAACAAACUCCUCUCAGCGCUCUCUACAUGGGAGCUCUCAUCAAGGAGGCUGGCUUUCCACCAGGAGUUGUCAAUAUCUUGCCAGGAUACGGGCCAACAGCGGGGGCAGCAAUAGCUUCUCAUGUUGGCAUAGACAAGAUUGCCUUCACGGGGUCUACUGAGGUUGGAAAACUGAUCCAAGAAGCAGCUGGAAGGAGUAAUUUGAAGAGAGUAACUCUGGAGCUUGGAGGGAAGAGUCCCAAUAUUAUUUUUGCAGAUGCUGAUUUGGACUAUGCUGUGGAGCAGGCCCACCAGGGUGUAUUCUUCAACCAAGGUCAGUGCUGUACAGCGGGAUCCCGCAUUUUUGUGGAAGAGUCCAUCUAUGAGGAGUUUGUUCGAAGAAGUGUGGAGCGUGCCAAGAGGCGAAUAGUUGGGAGUCCUUUUGACCCGACCACUGAACAAGGACCUCAGAUCGACAAGAAACAGUACAACAAGAUCCUUGAGCUCAUCCAGAGUGGUGUGGCAGAGGGGGCCAAGCUGGAAUGUGGUGGCAAAGGACUAGGCCGAAAGGGCUUUUUCAUUGAGCCUACCGUGUUUUCCAAUGUUACCGAUGACAUGCGGAUUGCUAAGGAAGAGAUUUUUGGGCCAGUUCAGGAAAUCCUGAGGUUUAAGACUGUGGACGAAGUUAUAGAGCGAGCCAACAAUUCUGACCUUGGGCUCGUCGCUGCCGUUUUCACAAAUGAUAUUAACAAAGCACUCACAGUGUCAGCAGCGAUGCAAGCUGGGACUGUUUGGAUCAAUUGUUACAACGCCUUAAAUGCCCAAAGUCCCUUUGGGGGAUUCAAGAUGUCUGGAAAUGGGCGGGAAAUGGGAGAAUGCGGUUUGCGAGAAUACUCGGAAGUCAAGACAGUGACAAUAAAGAUUCCCCAAAAGAACUCCUAAGAAGGGCGAGGAAGAAAGGGGGCCAAUAAGCCUGCGUCAAGCCCCCUUGAUGUUCUCUGUGGGGCCCAGCACUCAGGAAUACAAAGUGUUACACAGUCUUUAUUUAAGAAUUUAAAUGAUAACCUAUAUGCCAGGCAAUUCAUUGCAUAUGUAAAGCAAAACAACUGUGCCAGGUUGACUGGCACUCUGUGAAAAACCACUUUAGUAUUACCAAAUAAUGAGGGGACAUAGAACAAGGGUUAAGACCUGAGGCCAUCAAACACAUUCAGCUUCCCUUCCUAGAACCUGGGGUCAAGUUGGGGAACUGUUUUAUUUGAUGUCCAAAGGGCUUUCUUCUUGAAGAAUGGUGACCUUUCUCAUUUCCUUCAUUCUUUUUCUUCUCUUCUCUCUCCCCCCCACCCUGCCCCCUACUACCUUCCCCUCCCCCAAGAAGAGCUCCUUAGCUGAGCUCAUUUGGGGCAGAUGUUUGGGCCGGGAACAAUUUUCCAAGGUUUUGCAGCCAAAUUACCGUUUCAUGUUAUCCAUUUCUUCAAAGCGAAACAUGAAAUGGUUUUAGUUAGAGCCAGACCAGACCAGAAACGCCAAGAGCUGGUAUACUGCAGAUGUAUUAAGAAGCCAGAAAUCAUGAUAUUCCUGACUUUCCCUGGUUUUCUUCCUAACCAUCAUGCAGUAGGAGAUAGAAAUCAGGGAGAUGCCAAUCAGGCACGCAGCAUGGGUAGUUCACAAGCUUCUGAGCUUCCGGUGUUCUUUUUUUUCCCUUGCUGUUUUUGAAUUUGUUUGCUUUUCAAAAUGCCUUCCAUGUUUCCUUCUAGAAAGAGGAGAGGAGAGGGAUAGCAUUUUCCAUAGAUGGCUAAGAUGUUUUAAGAAAAACAUCUUUAUUUUUUUUUAGCCAGACCAAAAAAUAAUAAUAACGAGCAGGUUUGUUUGGGGGUACAAGAAAAGAUGAUGUCAAAUACUUAGCAGAAAUAGUUUAAUUCUCAUUUGGUGUCAAUGGUUUUUAAAAAUUAGUGAUCUAUGAAUAUGGAGUCUAUGGGCUCCUUCGCUCCUAUGCCCCUCCAACCUGCUACUCUCAAGUGUAACAAGUGUGACUUCGGUCCAUUGAGACCUGCCGUGAUCCAGAUUCAUUGGAGGCAGACAAACCUGGCAAGUUGUAUGGUCAAACCCUAAAGUUUCCCUUCUGAACAUUCCAGCACGCCAUUAUGGCCACCCUCAACAGCUUAUUGUUGCCAACACCACUCCAAUGGGUUUCUGCCCUGACAUUCUCCCCUUGACUUUGCUUUCCAGUAAGGUUUGGGUCUGCAAUGUGGGAAACAUUAAAAAGGCCCUGCUCCUACCCUCUCCGAAACACCCAUUCCCUUCCUGCUUCUCAACAAAACAGCAGGUUCUACAUGGACAGUGUUAGCCGCCUUUCUCCCCUUCCUUUUCCCCUUCUUCAUUACCAGCUGAAACAUCCAUUCUCAUCUCUCAUCUUGAUGAAGAACAACAUUUAUUUAAAAGUGCCAAGCCUAGCCUAGAGUAUGUGGAAUAAUGGGCAGAGUAUAUAUAUAUAUAUCCUAUGUAACAGUUUUCAGCUUCCUAACCAUACCAGUCCUAUUUAUAACUAUUGUCUCUUUGUGGAUGUUUUUAAGCCAUCGGUAUUUGCUGUUCUUUGCAGAUGACAGUGCAUUCACAAAACCUGGUCCCAAGACAAAACAUCCUAUUACUGAGUUCUUCAAUUGAAUGUCAUGCUCUCCUACUACUGUAGUGUAUGUCUGAGCAAAAACGUCCACUAACCGACUUGUUGUCUUUGAACUGCGAUAGAGAAUGUGAAAAGGAAGAUUUAUUUCUUUUAAUUUACUUAAAAAGAAAACUUCUGUGCUAGCAAUAAAGCAUUUAUAUUGUGUA
Trichosurus vulpecula (common brushtail) is the source of this 3688-nucleotide messenger RNA. It is a transcript of the gene ALDH1A2, whose product is annotated as aldehyde dehydrogenase 1 family member A2. Lineage: Eukaryota; Metazoa; Chordata; Mammalia; Diprotodontia; Phalangeridae. The coding region runs from base 248 to 1804 and encodes 518 amino acids. Gene Ontology annotation, molecular function: aldehyde dehydrogenase (NAD+) activity. The record is from RefSeq and is a predicted model, not a curated record. The transcript is spliced from 13 exons.